Emys orbicularis (European pond turtle) is the source of this 392-nucleotide messenger RNA. RefSeq names its product rapamycin-insensitive companion of mTOR-like. The record is from RefSeq and is a predicted model, not a curated record. Lineage: Eukaryota; Metazoa; Chordata; Testudines; Emydidae. The transcript has 4 exons. Bases 19 to 282 code for a protein of 87 amino acids.
GACUGCGGGGCCGUAAACAUGGCGGUGAGCCUCCGCGCCCGCUCGCUGAGGCACCUCCGCAUCCGAGGUCGGAAUGACAGCGGCGAGGAGAAUGUCCCGCUUGAUCUCAGCCGAGAACCGUAUGAUAACUUGAGGGAGAUUCUCCAAAAUGUGGCCAAAUUACAAGGUGUUUCAAAUAUGAGAAAACUAGGCCACUUGAAUAAUUUUACUAAGCUUCUUUGUAAUACUGGCCACACUGAAGAAAAAUUAGGUUUUACCUAUGAUGACAUCAUAAUAUGGUAAGUAUUCUGUAAAUUAUUUCUGAGCAAUAUUUGGACACUAAACAAUAUGCGUUUAAAGUAGCUGUUUUGAAUGAAAUGAAAGAAAACAACCUUAAGUCGUUUUAAAACCCU